This is a messenger RNA of Blastocystis hominis, 1819 nucleotides long. RefSeq lists its product as hypothetical. The transcript is spliced from 7 exons. Gene Ontology annotation, molecular function: peptidyl-prolyl cis-trans isomerase activity. NCBI's taxonomy places the organism in Eukaryota, Bigyra, Opalinata, Blastocystidae. The record is from RefSeq and is a predicted model, not a curated record. Gene Ontology annotation, biological process: protein peptidyl-prolyl isomerization. The coding region runs from base 53 to 1819 and encodes 588 amino acids.
ACUCGUUCUUGCUGUAUUCUUAUUUGCGCUGGCGGUAUCCCAGGAAUAUUCCAUGGGAACUUUAGAACAGCCCAAAGCCGAUUUGCCUGUUGAUGCGGAGUUGGUCAUUCAGAACAUUUACACUCCUGGAGACUGCACGCAAAAGGCAGUGAAGGGAAAUAUCGUGAAUGUACACUACACUGGAUACCUUUACAAGAAUGGCAAGAAAUUCGAUUCUUCCUUUGACAGAAAUACUCCGUUCUCCCUGAAACUUGGAGCAGGACGUGUUAUUCGUGGAUGGGAAGAGGGUCUUCUCGGCAUGUGCCCAGGUGAAAAGAGACGUCUUAUCAUUCCUGCCAAUAUGGGAUAUGGCAUGAGAGGCGCUGGUGGCGUGAUUCCUGGAGGCGCUACUCUGGUAUUUGACGUGGAAUUGGUCUCAAUGAAGUGCUUUGUUUGUUUUAUCAAAUUAAUUUGUAUAUUGGUGGUAGUUAUCAUGGUCAACCUAACGCUUAAUGUUGUCAUAAUUGUAGCACUUGCCCUCUUCAUAGCUACCUCCUGUCUUUUUACAUCAGAUCGCCCCAACACAAUUUCUCAUCAAUUUAACACAAUUUCAUAUGAUAUUUCUCCUAUAAAACUCUCUCGUGUCAAUACUGUGCAAAGGAAACCAGAAUUGAAUUCUGACGAUGCUCCAUCUGCUUUUUCGUCGCAAACUCCUUUUCCUUCACGUAGUCCCACGGAGUCACCAAAGACUCAGCUAAGGGAAUCUAGAAGCGAUCCAACCGUAGUGCCAAGUUCACAAGCGGAAAAUCAUCCAGUCGUGCCUGACAUUAAACCCUCUGGUUUCAAAACUCCUAUGAAAGUUGAAGCAACUGUCAAUGUUGAACGCAAUACUACAAAAGGCUGGGCUCAGGCGUUGCGGUAUGCGAAGAGCUUGUUAACCGAGGAGGAUCUGUAUGUUCCCUUUGAAUACAAUUGCACGCUGCAUUUCGGAGAGAAGGAAUGCGCGAAAGGCGAUCCCCGUCCCAACUAUGUGUACAAAUACCACACACACAACACAAAAGAAAUCUAUCUCAUCGUAAUCAACCACCACUGGAACAUCCUAGCCGCGCUUCCCUUCUUCCGAAACAACUAUUUCCGCAAAUUCGCCGAGCUCUUCAACUCCGACUUCGACGUCGUGUAUCUCGCUCCGGAUCCGCAACCUGCUUUCACUGUAUGCGCUCACGGACUUCGCGUCGGCGGAGAAUACAGCUACUACACACUGACGGUGGCUUAUCAGCUGUUCCACGACCUCCAAUCGUACAAGUAUGCGGGGUAUUUCCUAAUGAACGACGAUGCCUUUCUGGAUCCGCUCUAUCUGAACAUGUACAACCUCUCAGAGAGCCAUCACGAGCCAACGCGCACCUACAAUCCCCGAGCUCCCUGGUCGUGGAACUCGAUGAAAAACAUGUUCGGGGUUCCUUAUCCGCAAGCCCUGCGCAAUGCAGUGGAAGAAGUGGUCGCGAUUCCCGCGCUGGAGCGAGUGUGCCGUCUGUCGGAUCCGGAGAACACGCGACGAAGCUUGCAGGAUUAUUUCUAUGUGUCGAAGGAUGAUAUCGCGUUGUUUGUGAAGUUGUCCUCGAUCUUCUACAAGCAUCGUGUCUUUUUAGAGCAAGCGGCGCCGACGAUCAAUUGGUGUCUCAGCCACAACGCGAUCAUUACGUGUAACCAUAAUUUCUGGAAGAAUGUGAAGACAUGUGUUCACUUGCAUCCCAUCAAACUUGGAUCGCUUCAUCAGCAAGGACUUGCGAUGGAUCAUAUUACGCGUCGAAACAUCACACGUGUAGCUGUUAUGUCUUGGUGA